AUUAUAUUUGCCAUAUUGUCAUACCAAAAGGAACGAAUCUAUUCACAAAAAAAUGAUAAAAAUGACAGCUCUAAUAAGCUCUUAAAAUCUGUAAAAAUACAUCAAUAAUAAUGUUCUUUUUAGCUCAUAGUCCGCCUCUUGUACAAAGUCGACUUAAAAUCAUACAGUGAAGUUUUACGGUUGUUAAUCAGAAGAGAGCGGGAGAAUAGAAGAAAAUGUCACCUAUAAGACCUAUUAGAUAUUUAUACAAGCAUAGUGCGUUCGCGUUGAGGCACUCGUCACGAUUAGUUAGUGCAUUGGCACAGCAGGCGCAUUCAGCAGAAGGGAACAGUAAUUCAGAGGGCGAGUACCGAUCAAGAGCCGGGAGGACAGCGCUAGGUGCCGGCUCGCUAGCACUCGCUCUGCUAGCAGCUGAUCAUGUCUUCAAUGAAAAACGAUUCUUCAAAGCUGCUCAACUUGGGAAUUUGCAAGAAUUACGGAAGCAGGUGGAAGCGGCAGCUAGCAACAUCAAAAGUGGGCGAGGCGGAAACGAGGCCGCUGGAGGCGCUGCUGACUGGCGUCACACUCUGGGUUGGACGGCACUCAUGGUGGCCGCCGCCAACGACCAGCCCGAUGCCGUCCACGCGCUUUUGAAAAUGGGCGCUCGGCCUGACCUGCAGGAGCGGUACUCGGGCGCCGCCAUGGCAGCUGCGGCCGCAGGCAUGCACCCGCUUGAGGUACUGCAGAGGCGGGAAGAUGAAUUCUGUAGUACUAUGAAUGCGCGCGCCUCCUUCCUCGGCUGGACCGCUCUACACUACGCGGCGCUGGCGGACUCCUCGGGGGCAGCUCGGGAGCUGCUGGAAGCGGGCGCCGACCCCACGGCGCGCGACCACGCAGGCCGGCGCGCCCUGCACUACGCGCGCGACCCCUCGCCCACUCGCGACCUCAUCCUCACGCACACCCGCACUUGGGAGGAGGCAGCCGCUGCCGCCGCCGCGGAGGAGCGACGUCGCUUCCCGCUGGAGCAGCGCCUCAAACAAUUCAUCGUCGGCCAGCAGGCCGCCAUCGAGACCGUCGCGGCCGCCGUGCGACGCAAAGAGAACGGCUGGGCGGACGACGAGCACCCUCUCGUCUUCCUUUUUCUCGGCAGCUCUGGGAUCGGCAAAACUGAGCUGGCGAAACAGUUAGCGCGCUACAUGCAUCGCGACGACCCGGCGGCUUUCAUCCGACUUGACAUGUCAGAGUAUCAAGAGAAGCACGAGGUGGCCAAGCUGAUCGGUGCGCCGCCUGGCUACGUGGGCCACGAGGAGGGCGGCCAGCUCACGCGGGCUCUGGCGCGGCGCUCAGACGCCGUCGUUCUCUUCGACGAGGUGGACAAGGCCCACCCUGACGUGCUCACGGUGCUACUGCAGCUCUUUGAUGAGGGAAGGCUUACGGACGGUAAGGGCAAGUUGAUCGAAUGCAAGAACGCCAUCUUCGUGAUGACAUCGAACUUGGCAGCGGAUGAGAUCGCGCAGUACGGCCUGCAGCUGCGGCGGGAGGCCGAGGCUCGCGCGGCCCAGCGAGUGCGCGUCACACCUGCGAUCUCCGUCGAACAAAGAGGUGUGCCCGGCCUAAUGGACAUUUUGUCAUUGUUUUAUGGUGAUAAAGAACCGUGGUUUUCGCUUUCAGUAGGAUCUCACGAUGCAAACGACCAGGACGGGCCUGACGAGUCUAACGACCCGGAGGAGUCACUGGAAGUGUCGCGAAACUUCAAGGAUAGCGUGGUGCGGCCGAUACUCAAACGACACUUCGGCAGGGACGAGUUCCUGGGACGCAUCAACGAGAUCGUGUACUUCCUGCCGUUCUCGCGGCAGGAGCUACUGACGCUGGUCAACAUGGAGUUGAAGCUGUGGGCGGAGAAGGCGAGCGCGCGGCACGCCGUGGAGCUGCGCUGGGAGGGCGGCGUGCUGGGCGCGCUGGCGGACGGGUACGACGUGCACUACGGCGCGCGCUCCAUCAAGCACGAGGUGGAGCGGCGCGUCGUCAACCAGAUCGCGCUGGCGGCCGAGCGCGGCGCCUUGGCGCGCGGCUGCGGCGUGCUGCUCACGGAGCGCGCCGGCCGCGUCGCGCUCGCCGUGCGCCGCCCGCACGACGCCGACUACACGCCCAUCGACCUCGCCGCGCUCUGACCGCGCUCGUUUCUUUACUACUUAAUAAACACCUAAUACAAACCUA
Messenger RNA from Spodoptera exigua (beet armyworm), 2196 nucleotides. NCBI's taxonomy places the organism in Eukaryota, Metazoa, Arthropoda, Insecta, Lepidoptera, Noctuidae. The record is from the annotation of a GenBank genome assembly.